Scylla paramamosain (green mud crab) is the source of this 4933-nucleotide messenger RNA. RefSeq names its product DNA topoisomerase 2-binding protein 1-like. NCBI's taxonomy places the organism in Eukaryota, Metazoa, Arthropoda, Malacostraca, Decapoda, Portunidae. Gene Ontology annotation, biological process: DNA replication initiation; mitotic G2 DNA damage checkpoint signaling; mitotic DNA replication checkpoint signaling. The coding region runs from base 176 to 4429 and encodes 1417 amino acids. The transcript is spliced from 19 exons. The record is from RefSeq and is a predicted model, not a curated record.
GAAACACUAGUCAAUUCAUGCGGCCCUCCCAUUUAGGCCGCGUAUCCUGUAAUGUAGAAUCCUUGAAGAAGGAAAGAACGUCUAAGAAUCCUUGGGCUGCACCAUGGAGCACGUGUAGCUUGUGCAGAGUGUGGCAGCCCAAUAGGUGAUAACAAAUGAAGUUCCCGGGGGCGUGAUGGAGGCCAGCAUAUGCUCACAGGACAAGAAAGUGAACCUGUAUUUUGUGCGGCCAGCUGAGGGCACCUCCUCCCCUUGCCUCCUUGCUGCUUACCAGGCAUGUGAGAGAUUUCAGUCCAAGUGGAUCUCGGCUGACAAGUGCCUGCAGCUGAGACCCACCAAGCAGGAUGUGUUCGUCUGUGAUCCAUUUGAGGGGAAGGCCUUUGUGCACCUCACCUCAGGAUUCAAGUGUGUCACUGUGGGGCCGCGGUGCAUCCUGUCCUGCCUGCACCGCACUGAGCCCAUUCCACAGCUGCCGUCCCCCAUCCACAACACAGCCAUGCGGGGCCUGGUCAUCACCACCACCGGCUUUGUGAAGGCCAAGAAGGAGGAGCUGAAGACCCUGGUGGAGCGCAUGGCUGGCAUCUACUCAGCUGACUACCACCUGGGGGUCACGCACCUGGUGGCUAAUGAAGUGGGCAGCAAGAAAUACCAGGUGGCAGUGGACCAGGAGAUCCCCAUCAUGACUGGGGAGUGGGUGUCUGCAGUGUGGCAGGCCGUGGCGAAGGACCACACCCAGCACAUCUUGGCCACAGACGAACGCUUUCUCUCCCACACGUGUCCAGUGCUUUAUGGCAUGGUGGUGUGUGUGUCCCAGCUUGACCGAGCCACUAAGCUUGCCCUCAAGGGAAUUAUUGAGGAGAAUGGUGGUACGUACGCUGCCAUGCUGGAAAUGUCCAAAACCUCCGUUCUCAUCGUGUCUGCUCCUGAAGGGGAAAAAUACUCUUUCGCAUGCAAGUGGCGAAUCAAGUGCCUCACCCCAGACUGGAUCUACGACUCGGUGCAGCGCGGCCACGCUCUCACCAUGGAGGGCUAUGAAGUGAAGAAGCAGAAGCUCUCCACACCAGUCAACAGUCAGGCAAACACCACACUGCCUCCAGAAGUGUCUCAGUGCAGUGCCAUCAAUGGUGAGAGUGCACUGCUCAGGACCAGUGUGGAUGAAACAGCAACAGACAUGAAUGAGACGGUGUCCAGGGAGAGGAAGCAGACAUUAUCCAAGGAAGUAAACCUUGGACUGGAGGCUGUGGAGAAUCUGGACCUGCAGGAAGCUCAGCGGGCCGGCCUCUUCCUUGAUGGCUGCAAGAUCUUCCUCUCGGGCUUCACCAACACCCAUCUGGAGAAGCUGCGGCGCGUCCUCAACUUUGGGGGAGCGACGAGGUUCAACCAGCUGAGUGAGGCAGUGUCUCACAUGGUUGUUGGUAAGCCCAUGGAGGAGCACCUGAGCCUGGUGAGGGGAUGGAGCACCAGGCCUCACUUGGUGUACGCCCGAUGGAUCACGGAGAGCAUCAAGCAGAGACGCCCAGCAGACGAGGCACACUUCACCCACCCACUGGAGGAAGAGGAAGCAGUGGUGGAGGAGGUACGGCAUUCCCAGCACUCCACCACCUCCCACAACAGCAUUGCUGCUACACACUGCAACAGUGAGGUACCCCUGGAGGAGGAUGAGGUGCUGAGGCAGUACUUGAAACCAGGGCAGACUAGCAGUGCAACCUCCACCCCAAGUGCUGCCCUCACUGACUCACAGGAUCAGCGAGUUGCCAGGAUAUUCUUGAAUAAGACAUUCACAGUGUCAGGAUACACACAGGAGCUGGAGGAGACACUGACUGAGAUGGUGGAGGAUACAGGGGGCCAGGUGGUGCCUCUGAGUCACCCCAGCCAUGUGCACUACUCCCUGGUCACAUCAGAGGGCCGGUGCCACCCCAAGACAGAGGAGGUGGUGUCCCAUUACUUCCUGGAGGACUGUGUGAAUGCAAAGAGGCUUCUUCCUGUGGAGUACUACCAUGUCCCUCUCAUCCUGUCGGGGGACACUUACCCCCUGAAGGAGUGUUGUAUCACCAUCUCCACCUACGCCAAGAAUGAGAGGCUCUUCUUAGAGAACCUGGCAACCCUUCUUGGAGCACGGAGCCAAAAUAUGUUUGCCAAGAAGCCCAACCCAAGCAAGGGUAUAGUGUCCUCCACACACCUGGUCUGCCCCAUGCCCACUGGAAACAAGUACCAGGCAGCCAAGAAGUGGGGUGUGCCGUCUGUCACAGCCGACUGGCUCAUCGAGUGUUCCAGGGUGGCCAGGAAGGUGCCUGAGGCAGACUUUGCAGUAGACCAAACUGAUCACCCUAAACUGGCUAGAAAGAACAUUUUUAGGGACCAUUUAGCUGCCACACUGGAAAGGAGACAGGUGGAGGAUGGAAGAGAGUCACUGUCACUGGGUACCAGAAGGAACAACAGAUCAGGUUCCCUCACUCCUUCACCUGAUGGGUUACAGCAAGCUCACACCGUUGCAGAAAUAAACACAGUCCCACGGCUAUCCCACAACCACACUGAGGAAAGUUUUGAGGUCUCCAUGCCUGCCCCCAAACCAGGCCAGCCCAAGCUGUCAUCCAAUACUAGAACCAAGACAAGGGAGAUUGGUGACUCCUUCAGCACCUCUGCACUACAUGCAGACCCCACUGAAACUCCAGGCAGGGAAUUCUACAAAAAGUUUUAUGAAGACAUCAAGGAGACAAUGAAAAAAUACAAGCGGAAAACCCCGUUGCAUCUGCAGGAAGGCAGGCCAAAGAUCUCCAGUACACAAGAGAGUCAGGAAAUGAACACACAGAGCAGGAAAGAAGAGACAGAGGAGAUGAAGGAAGGUGAUGGACCACUGAAAGGAUUGGUGGUUUGUCCCUCUCGUAAGCUCAUGGACAAGUGGAAGGAGAUGAGCCAGGUGGUGACAGAACUGGGUGGCCAAUUCCUGCACAGUUAUGGUCCAGAGGUCACCCACUUCCUUUUCCAGGGGCGGUCCAAUGACCUCAACAGGGAGUUCCGCAGGGCCAAACAGGAUGGGAAGAUUGUUGUGGCUCCAGACUGGCUGUGGAUGUGCCAGGAGAAAGGGACAAGGGUGGAUGAGGAGUUGUUUCCUCACACACACAACCCCAACAUGAGCUUGCCUCUGGUGGGUGGCAUGAGAUCCCCCAAGAGCAAAAACAGUUUGAAGAGGAAGUAUCCUGAGGAAGGGGAGGAGACAGAGGAGGAAUCUUUACAGCAGCAGGAGACAGAGAGCAGUGAGGAGAAUAAGCCAGAAAGUGAAUCAGACCAGGAGAAAGAAAAACUAUCUAAGCAGCUGGAGGAGAUUGGAGCCCUUGCCCAAGUGAGCGGGAAGAAGACUGGUGUAGGGAGAGGAAGGAUCAAACCCCCGGGAGAGUGGCGCAGACCUGCUGCCGCAAGACAUGUUGAUAUUGAGACACAGCCAAUGUCUGGAGAAGAGCCUGAGUCCCAAGGCACAGCCAUCACCUGGGAGGACCCAGUGGAGCGUGAGGCAAGACUCCACCUGCGGAAUCAGCUGAGUGGAAGCACUGAGGACCUGAUGGAACAGAACCAGGACCAGCAGGAGUGUGCUGAGGAAGAAGCUAAAGAAGAGGAAAAAGUGAGACAAGAGAGGGAUGAAGAGGAAGCACCAUCUGCCUGUAAUGAACCUCUUGACAGUAUGGACAAGCCUUCCAGCACUCUGAGACCUGUGUUUGUGUUGGUGGGGAUGUCUGAGGAGAAGCGACACCACUAUAGCAAAAUGGUGGAGGAGCUGGGUGCCACCAUCACCCUCGGCCCCACAUUCAACCCAGAGAUCACUCACCUGGUCGCUGAGACACUGUCCCGCUCAGAGAGAACACUGGCUGCCAUUGCUUCUGGCAAGUGGGUGUUGCACGACUCUUAUCUGGACCACUGCUUUCAGGCGGGACACCUCCUCCAGGAGGAGCUGUAUGCAUGGGGGAAUCCAGCAGCCCAGUACCUGCCUCCACUCCAGCCAGAGAACACCCGUGCCCAGCUUGCAAAGGCUGCCUGGCGCUGGAGGUGUGCCAUCAACAGAUCAGACGGCCACCCAUCCCAACAGCCCUUCCAGCACAUGGUGGCUCUCGUGCACUCCAGCAAAGACCGAGUGGGAGCCUUCACCCGCAUGAUCAAGGCAGGCGGGGGAGAGGUGGUGACAGCCAGGCCUCCAUAUAGGGACUUGCAAGGCAUCACACACUUCUUUGUUGAGAUGGACAAGACCACAGAGAAGGUGGACAUUGAGGCCUUUGUGGCAAGGGGAAUCCCAUGCCUCAAGCCCAUCUUCAUCAAUAACUACCUGAUCAUGGACCCGCUGCCAGAAGAGGAGGACCACUACAUCUCUCAGUACAAAGAUUUGUUGCUCUCCAUGAGUGGUCACAACCAGAGUGGUGUGAAGCGAUUGCGAAAGGAGUGACCCUCAUGACUGGUGGCUCAAGUCAGGGGACUCCAAACUUUUCACAACUCAGGUCACAUUACUUAUUUUACAUUUUUUUUGUUGAAUUUGGAUCUUUUAGGUAACAAGCAAGGCACUUGGGAACAGUUACAAAGAGAGAAUGUUAUGCUUACUAUGAGAAAUGUCAUAUACGAGUACUAUAUAAAAAUAGCAAGCUUUAACAAGUGUUUAAAUGAAAUAAUAUUUGACAAACAGGCCAGGCGUUCAACACUAGUGGCCUUGGUGCUGUAGUAGUAGUAGUAAUGUGUUGGACAGACACUGGACAUGCCAACUGUCCAGCUGCAUGACAGAGAGUCCAGAUGGUAAUAAUUUAUCUUUUAUUUAUAUUUCAAGUCACUGUUGACCAGAUAGAAUCUAUAACAAGACAGAUGUUGCCUGUGUGGUGUUGUUUGGAGAUCUCUGGUAUAGAUGAUAUAUGUGUAUAUUUUUUACUGAAGACAAAACUACAAUAAAGGAUUUUUAAUA